Molecule: messenger RNA, 763 nt
Organism: Talpa occidentalis (Iberian mole)
Lineage: Eukaryota; Metazoa; Chordata; Mammalia; Eulipotyphla; Talpidae
Gene: CST6
Product: cystatin E/M
Exons: 4
Coding region: 243-665 (140 amino acids)
Cellular component (GO): extracellular exosome
Molecular function (GO): cysteine-type endopeptidase inhibitor activity
Source: RefSeq, a predicted model, not a curated record
UAACAGCACAACUGGGCAGUGACCACACUCUGGUCCUGGUCGCCCUGGAGGAAUGGCUGCCUUCCCCAGCCUGAGAAUUACAGGGGGCAGCGAGAUGGGGGAAGCUACCGACAGUAUUCAUCACACCAUGGCUGCCACUUACUACGCACUGUCGGUCCUGCCAACCACUACUUCCAGGCGCGAGUUAAGGUCCUCGGAGGCCCCUAAGCACUGACAAGAUCUCCUGAUGCCUCCCUCUGGCGAUGGGCCUGGCCCUGCUCGCGCUCUGCCUGCUGGCGCUGCCCCGCGAUGCCCGCGCCCGGCCCCCAGAGCACCUGGUCGGAGGCCUUCAGGACCUGUUGCCCAGCGACCCGCAGGUGCAGAAGGCGGCGCAGGCGGCCGUGGCCAGCUACAACAUGGGCAGCAACAGCCUCUACUACUUCAGAGACACCAACAUCAUCAAGGCACAGAGCCAGCUGGUGGCUGGGAUCAAGUACUACCUGACCCUGGAGAUGGGGAGCACAGCCUGCCGGAAGACUGCGGUGUUUGGAGACCAUGUAGACCUCACCACCUGCCCUCUGGCUGCAGAUGGGGAGCAGGAGAAGCUGCACUGUGACUUUGAGGUCCUGGUGGUUCCCUGGGAGAACUCCUCCCGCCUUCUGAAGCACAACUGUGUGCCCAUGUAGACCCCUUCCGGCACGGAGCAGGAGGAGGGGACGGAAGAGCAGGGUGGGUGAGAGGGUGGGGGACACUAAUGGCCCCACGGGCCAAAUCUGUCACAAUA